Molecule: messenger RNA, 1829 nt
Organism: Lotus japonicus
Lineage: Eukaryota; Viridiplantae; Streptophyta; Magnoliopsida; Fabales; Fabaceae
Product: dof zinc finger protein DOF1.7-like
Exons: 1
Coding region: 631-1290 (219 amino acids)
Biological process (GO): regulation of DNA-templated transcription
Molecular function (GO): DNA binding; DNA-binding transcription factor activity
Source: RefSeq, a predicted model, not a curated record
CUCCUACUACUACUAGUGACUAGAAUGAAUGUUGCAGAGCUAUAUGUUAGAGAGAGAAAGAGAAGGGUAUUCUAUUCUCCUUGUAUUUGAAGCCUGCUGCAUCUUCUCCAUCACACUCUAUACAAAAAUAUCUUCACCUGUUCCUCAAAAUCUGUUUGUUUUCUCUGCUUCUUCCAACCAUCUUCCUCCAUCAAUCCAAAGAAAUCCCAGAGCUAACAAGUGAAGUUCCAAGAUCAAAUCAUCAAAGCAUGUAACAUCUUUCUGUCUCUCUAAGCUUCUAUAUCUUGAAACAACUUUGUUAAAUUGAUCCUAUACAAUAGAAAACUGCUAUCACUUUAUGUGGAUUUUGGUCUGGUCAGCUGGUCUGUUAGAACUUAGAAUCCAUUUCAGGGUCUGAAUAUAUAUCCUAACUUUUUGUCUUAUUUCCACUUUUUGCUUAGUUUUAUUGUAUUGUAGCUCUACCCUUUACAUCUUCCCAAAAUCACACAUACCCUCAAGUUCAUUUCCUUGAAAGAUUCAAACUUUGUUGUUAGAACCUUUUACUUUACCCCAAAAUCACACAUACCCACAAGUUAAAUUCCUAUAAAGAUUCAAACUUUGCUGUCAAAUUGAUCAAAGGAAGAUUGAAGAAUGCAAGGCCCAACAGCAUUUCAACCAAUCCAACCCCAAUUUCCUGAACAAGAACAGCUUAAUUGCCCACGUUGUGAUUCUCCAAACACCAAAUUCUGCUACUACAACAACUACAACCUCUCACAGCCGCGCCAUUUCUGCAAGAAUUGCAAAAGGUACUGGACUAAAGGUGGUUCUCUCAGAAACAUCCCUGUUGGCGGUGGAAGCAGGAAGAACACAAAAAGAUCAUCAACCAAAUCCAAAACCUCUGCAUCAGCAUCAGCAUCACCUUCUCCAUCGCCAACAGUUUCCUCUACCUCCUCUGCAGCUCAAGCUACAGCUUCAGAGCCUGACCCGACCCGGAUUUGCACCAACCCGGUUAACAUUGGUGGGGGUUUCAGUUCCCCUCUUGCAUCAAAUGAGCAUUUGGGGAACCUUUCAUGGGGUGUGAAUUCUAGUGGGUUGAAUCUGAAAAUGGGGCAGGUGGAAGGAGUAGGGGAGAAUGCAAGUUCUGGUCAGCUGGUGAAUCCGGGUUCGGGUCGGAGUCCCGGGUUGGAGAUGCAGAGUAAUAGGAAUGCAGAGAGUUUUGUGAGUGUGCAAAAUGGUGAUUCAAGCUGCUGGAAUGGUAAUAAUGGGUGGUCUAACCUUACAAUAUACACUCCUGGGUCAAGCUUUCAGUAGAAGCGAAGACAGGAACUUACUAAAAAUUUGAUCUAUUUUGGCUGAAUCUAUAAGCAUGUUUGGUUCUGCGGUUCGAAGCCUCAUAAUCACUUAUGUGGAGAAGCUAUGAAAUGUAGCUUCGCCGUACUUUGGAUUAUGUGCUCAUGGUGAAUCCAAACACUGCUAUGAGAUUUUCAAUUAUGUUGAUUAGUCUAAUAUAUAUGAUUAAACAUUAAUGUUGUGGAAAGAGUUAUAUAACUAUAGCUCAAACAUAUUGAUACCAUGCUAUGGAGGAUCACAAACCAGAAGGCCACUAUAUUAGCUUCAUUUAGGUAAAGUCUCUAUUUUGUUUCAUUUUCAUAUAUGUUUGUGGUUGGUGUUCUUCACUUUUAUUUAUCAAUGGUGGAAAAGAAAAGAAAAGGAAGAAGAAGAAUUUUACUUCUUAGGGCAGUGUGUGGUGAGAUAUGAAUGUUGUUUGUAGUGACUGUCCUUACCAUGCAGAGAUAUGAAUGUCGACUUGGUGAUUCUAAUUUAAUCUAUGUGUAUGUGUGUAUUUCACA